Molecule: messenger RNA, 1089 nt
Organism: Neoarthrinium moseri
Lineage: Eukaryota; Fungi; Ascomycota; Sordariomycetes; Amphisphaeriales; Apiosporaceae
Exons: 2
Coding region: 1-1089 (362 amino acids)
Biological process (GO): mRNA splicing, via spliceosome
Cellular component (GO): catalytic step 2 spliceosome
Molecular function (GO): protein binding
Source: RefSeq, a predicted model, not a curated record
AUGGCUUUCCCUGACAAGCCCAUCGCUCAUCUUCUGGGCUCAAAUGGCCCCGUCCAUGCAGUCGCCUAUUCGGCAUCUCCAGGGACUUAUAUACUAGCUGGGUCAUCUGAUCGGUCCAUCCGGCUAUACAAUCCAUCGCCCAGCACAUCUGUGGCCCCCUCUUCCCAUGUUACCAAGCCGCAUCAGACGUCCGCGGCGCCGCCCAUCCCGCAGGGCCGGCUGAUCCAGAGCUACUCGGCGCACGGGUACGAGGUGCUCUCGCUCAGCAUCGCGGCGGACAACGCGCGGUUCGCGUCGGCGGGCGGCGACCGGUCCGUGUUCCUGUGGGACGUGGCGACGGCGCAGACGAUCCGGCGGCUGGGCGGCAACCAGCAGAGCCACAGCGGGCGCAUCAACUGCGUGGCCUUUGGCGGCGACGACGACGCCCUGCUGGUCAGCGGCGGCCUCGACACCACCGUCCGCGUCUGGGACGUGCGCAGCGGCUCCUUCAAGCCCAUCCAGGUCCUCACCGAGGCCCGCGACGCCAUCACCGCCAUCUGUGUGCGCGGCGCCGAGAUCGUGAGCGGCAGCGUCGACGGGCGCGUCCGCACCUACGAUGUGCGCGCCGGACGGUGCGUCACCGACGUCGUCGGCCCGAGCGUGACGAGUCUGUCCAUGUCAAAGGACGGGAAGGCCGUUCUGGUGGGGAGUCUCGAUAGCAAGAUCCGGUUCAUGGACCGCAGGGACGGGGGCUGUCUCAAGACAUACGCGGACCCGGCGUUGAAGAACGAGCAGCUCAGGGUCCAGUCUAUCCUGGGCGGGAAGGAGCAGUACGUGCUGGCAGGCGACGAGAUGACGGGCGCGCCAGGCCAGAAUGGCGAAGGAAGGCUGUGGGCAUGGGACACCCUGACAGGCGACGUCGUGGCCAAGGUCAGCGUGCCAUGGGGGCCCGUUGGAUCAGAGCCCAAGAAGAAACUCAUCGGAAAGGACGGCAAGGAGAAAGAGCGCAGCAAUGUGAUCAGCUGCGUCGCUUGGCGAGAAGAUGGAUUCGGAGACCAAUACUGCGUGAGUGGCACAUCUGGUGUCGUCACCGUCUUCGGCUACCAUUAA